Schistosoma haematobium is the source of this 1388-nucleotide messenger RNA. RefSeq lists its product as uncharacterized. The record is from RefSeq and is a predicted model, not a curated record. The transcript has a single exon. NCBI's taxonomy places the organism in Eukaryota, Metazoa, Platyhelminthes, Trematoda, Strigeidida, Schistosomatidae. The coding region runs from base 106 to 984 and encodes 292 amino acids.
UGGCAACAAAGAAAUAAUAAUAAUACAAGUGGUGACUCAGAUUUUGGAAAUAAAUUAGCUGUAUAAUUGCCGGUGAUUUUUGGAGCUAAUAUUAUUGGCAAAAAAAUGUCGAUUUCUUUCGAACAGUUGCGGUUAAUAUUACAGCACCAGCAGAAGAUGUUUGCCUUGCAACAACAGCUAUUUGUAACAGUUUUGGGCAGACUUUGCAUUCAAGCAGAAAAUAAGAAAUCUAUGUAUCAUGCAGAUAAUGGUGCAGUAAUGGACAUUUCAGAAGCAUAUCCUGUGCAGGAUUCAAAUCCCUCUAUACCAGAAGGAAAACGUAAUAUUGGUAACGUGUCCAGCUCAGAGCAAGAAAAUAUUGUGCUAAAUGCACAUGAAGUUGUGACAAUACCAGAUGAUCAGGAGCCAGAUCCUGUAGAUGAUGCCCAGAGUCCAGAAUCAAAUGAAACACUACUGGUACUGUCUAGCUGCGAAAAUAAACGUCAGCUCGAACAAAAUUGUGGUCCACGUGCUAUUAGUCGAGAAAGCUAUGGUGACUCGUAUUCAGAAAAUAACUGGAGCAACACGAUGAACCAAAUUGUACCAGAUGUUACUCAAAAUCACCGGAAGACAGAAUUUUAUAUUGAGUCAACUUAUCCCAUUUCUAAUGACAGUGUGCCAGAUAUUGAUUCUCAGAAUAAUGCAUAUGAUUUUGAUGAAACUUCUUAUAACAAUGAGGGAAAUAUGUCAGCUGAGUCGAAUGAUGGCCAAAAAUCUAAUUUAAUUCUGUUAGACGUUGACUUUCUUAAUGACUCGUUAUCUGCUAACGAGAUUCAUAAUGAAUUUGAAAAUAAUGAACUCAGAUCAAAGGUCGUUCAUCAUCAUCUAGUCAUUUUUAGUGGAUUCUCCAGUCAAUACAAGAAACAUGGUUUAAAUAAAGUCCUACUAGUUGUAAUUUGGAGCCAUAAGGACCCAACAUUAUUUCGAGGAGGAGGAGAAUGUUGAGGAAUUUAAAGUCACAUAUAAUUCUUUUUUUUUUUUAAUAAGAAUCUAAAGUUGGAAUUUUCAAAAAAAAGGGGGUGUUAUAUCCGAGUGGAGAUUAAGUUACAGGUAACUUCCGAGGACUAUUCAUGGACUAAUAUUCUUAUUGUAUAACUACUCAACAAUUACACUAUGUAUAUUUAUAUCCCUCUUAUGACAAGCUUUAUUUUGGCCUAUAAUUUAUUAUUGUACGAUUUACGGUUCUUAAGUUAUGUUCAGUUUAUUAACUACUGCCUCCCACAUUCACAGCCACUUUUUGGGCUUAUUUGUGUACAAAUAUUAUUUCCUAUUUUAUGGUACGUUGCGGUCUGUGUGAUUGAUAUAUAAACUAAGUAUGCUUGAAAUAAACGAUCUGCUCUGAUUCGGAA